CUCUCCAUUGCACCCCCUCGGAGCUCUGUUCCUUGGUCGCAAGGUUGGUUCGUUUCUUGUCUUGGUUGAUUGAUCCGGCCGGAUUACGGGGUGGAAACUAAAGGUGGCGCCUUUGGUAGCGUUUCUUGGUCGAUUGGUCGCAUGAGAUUGCUCCAUUGAUUCAUUGGUUGGUGGGUCUUGAGAGCGAUCUUGGUUGGCCUGUUGAUUGGUGGAGAAAGUGCGAGUCGGGGUGAAAGGAGGCAGUUUCCUUUUUGUUCUGUGAUCGAUCGAUCCGGUCUCAUCCAUUUCGGUGUGCUGUUCUUGUGGGGGAUUUGGGGGAACUUUGGUUUCGUGGCGGCGGCGGCGGCGAGGUUGGGUUUCAGCUUGGAAGGGUCAGGUUGGCUUGUUGUGUUCUUGGCAUGAGCGUCGGAGAAGAUGGGGAUGGAUUACUACAACGUGCUCAAGGUCAACCGGAACGCGACGGAGGAGGACCUCAAGAAGUCGUACAGGCGGAUGGCUAUGAAGUGGCACCCCGACAAGAACCCCGGCGACAACAAGAAGGAGGCCGAGGCCAAGUUCAAGAAGAUCUCCGAGGCCUAUGAGGUUUUGAGUGAUCCCCAGAAGAGGGCGAUCUAUGAUCAAUAUGGAGAGGAGGGUCUGAAGGCCUCUGUGGAUGCAGGUGCUUCAUCGUCCAUGAACGGGUCUGCUAACCGCUGGUUCAAUCCUCGGAAUGCUGAAGAUGUAUUUGCCGAGUUCUUUGGCAGCAGCAAGCCCUUUGAGGGAAUGGGGCGUGCAAAGUCUAUGAGGUUCCAGACAGAAGGUGCUGGCACUUUUGGUGGUUUUGGUGGGAACGAGAACAAAUUUAAAUCGUACAACGAUUCAGUUGGCACCAGUUCAAGCCAGACUCGGAAGCCACCGGCCGUGGAGACCAAACUGCCUUGCACACUUGAAGAGCUCUAUGCAGGUUCGACGCGCAAGAUGAAGAUAUCAAGGAACGUUGUAAGACCUACUGGGCAAAUAGGGACUGAAUCAGAGAUUCUAACUAUUGAUAUAAAGCCUGGGUGGAAGAAAGGAACCAAGAUUACGUUUCCGGACAAGGGAAAUGAGCAGCCAAACCAGCUCCCUGCUGACCUUGUCUUCGUAAUCGAUGAGAAGCCCCAUGAUCUAUACACAAGAGAAGGUAAUGAUCUCCUUGUGCACCAGAAGAUUGAAUUGGUGGAUGCAUUGGCUGGAACCACGGUUAAUCUGAAGACUCUCGAUGGCCGUGAUUUGGUGAUCAAGCUCACUGAUGUGGUUACACCUGGGUAUGAACUUGCGAUCGCGAAGGAAGGGAUGCCUAUCGUCAAGGAGAACGGGAGGAGAGGCAAUCUAAGGAUCAAGUUUGACGUCGUUUUUCCCAAGAGGUUAUCAUCAGAGCAGCGGCAGAAUAUUAGGAAGGUUCUUGGAGGGCAACCUCAGCAGCAGUGACCACAAUUCAGAAGCAAAUCACCUUUGCCAUAGUUCUUGAAAAUACAGACUAAUUCAGUUAUUCAGAGUUGUCCUUCUUCACCAGUUGGCUUGUACACAUAGUUAUUUUGUCCUUUGCAGUUGUUCAUCUUCUUUGAUCUGCCACCUUUCUUGGAAAAAUAGCAAUCUUAAUUGAUGACCACUAUACGUGUAAGAAAAAAAAAUGUCACUACACUUGAAUUACAGAGUGCAUUGUACGUUUGGUGAA
Messenger RNA from Oryza brachyantha (malo sina), 1693 nucleotides. RefSeq names its product dnaJ homolog subfamily B member 4. Gene Ontology annotation, cellular component: cytosol. Lineage: Eukaryota; Viridiplantae; Streptophyta; Magnoliopsida; Poales; Poaceae. The record is from RefSeq and is a predicted model, not a curated record. The transcript has 3 exons. The coding region runs from base 415 to 1446 and encodes 343 amino acids. Gene Ontology annotation, molecular function: protein-folding chaperone binding.